AUGGUGGAAAAUACCGCACUUAAACAAAGAAAUCUUGAUUUCCAGAAAGAACUUCGAUGGGGUUCAUUCUAUGGAGCAGAUAUUCCACUGGGAUUGUUCACUCGACACAUUGAAUACGGUGUUCGUUUUUAUAUAUUAAAUCCAAGCGGUUUUCAGAAAAAUCAACGCCCUAUAUGGGAAGAUACCAGUACGAAUCAAUCAAUAUGGCACGUUAGCGAUAGUGAUCACUUCGAGUUUGCCGAUAUUACAGGAACUGGUGUCCUAAAUAUUAUUCGUCGCAAUGAUGAAGGACUUUCAAUUUAUGGUUUUAAAAUGAUCAAUGAAGUCUUUACUCUCGAACAAUUGAUCAACACUAAUCUAUGUAACAAAGAUUCAGGAUGGCGACCAACACUAGACAAAUUAUGGUUUGUCCGUUUGGCAAAAAGUCGUAUUUUUAAUUUGAUAUUAUUACAAUCGGAUGUCUUGAGAGUUUAUGAAUAUAACGAAAAAGAAAAAUGCUUUGCUUGUCUGCACCAUGAUACAUCUAUGGCAGAACGAUUUGGAUGGAGGAAAGAACAUUCAGAUUCUUUGCUAUUUGGUGAUAUCAAUGAAAAUGGCCGUAUGCAAAUGAUCUAUACAGGACCUCGAGGAUUGACAAUAUGUUCUUUUAAUGUUGAAGCUCGUAAAUGGGAAAUUAAUUUAAAUGCUGAUGAAUUAAACAUCGAAAGCAGUGUUGAAUCGAACCAACAACUGUUACAACAAAGACUUAUUCCACCACCUGGUGAAUCUACAAUUCCAUCAAAGAUUGUUGCAUUUUGA
Molecule: messenger RNA, 798 nt
Organism: Rotaria socialis
Lineage: Eukaryota; Metazoa; Rotifera; Eurotatoria; Philodinida; Philodinidae
Source: the annotation of a GenBank genome assembly